Molecule: messenger RNA, 3117 nt
Organism: Acanthocheilonema viteae
Lineage: Eukaryota; Metazoa; Nematoda; Chromadorea; Rhabditida; Onchocercidae
Source: the annotation of a GenBank genome assembly
AUGGAGCGACGAAAACGAAAAUCGUCAGUUGCGGAGUAUCUCGACAGGUUAAUGGAAAAUCCUGAUAAAGUACAGCGUUGUUCAGAGUUUCAUAUGCAUUUACGGACGUUUUACAAAAAGCGAUGGAAUUGUCGGUUGAAGUCUCCACAUAUUCAAGGUGUUGAAGUGGAUCUUUUUCGUUUAUACGACACUGUUAUUUCAAUGGGUGGAUGGCAAAAGGUUUCUUUUAAUGAGAAAUGGGGGGAUAUUGCUCGUGCGAUCGGUCUUACAAACGGUGUGGCAGUUGCCGAACAUGCAAUCAAAGUGCUUUAUAUGCGAUAUCUUUCAAAAUAUGAGCAAAAUGAAUUAGUUGGUGAAGUGGAUGAUGCAGAUUCAGAUCUUUUAAGUUCGAGAAGUCGAAGUAAAGGUUUUUCAUCGCUGGCUACUGCUGAUUGUCCAAUCAGUACCGGGCAGAGGCAAGCUUCAGAGUAUUUUCGAUUGCGGCCAGAAAAGAAAGAAGCAGAAUACGAUCGCAUUGUUAAAAGUCUUCUUUCUGGGUUGCCGAAUGAAGUGGAUUUCGCUGUAAACGUAUGCACUUUAUUAUCUCAUCCUGGACCUAGAGUUCUUCGACUUGUUGCUGCUCCACAGAUUAUCACACUUCUGAUUGCCCAUCUUGCAAUCUUCCCAGAUGGUGACCGGGCAUUUUACGACUUGUACAAAAGUUGGGAAUUGGUUUCUGGUCACAAUUUCAUUGCAUUUUGGAGUGGAGCUGGUAUCACUGAUGACGAAGUUCUCAAGCUUAUUCCUCAUAUCAGACCUUCUACGGUGUCGGAAGAAGAAAGUAAUAUAUUUUGUGGUUUGGACACUGAAUUUCAACCACGAAAUGUUGUAUCAUGGCGAGUACAGCAGGUCUUGUCAAUCAUAAGGAAUCUUUCCUUUGAAGUGAUUAAUAAAGCUAUUCUGGCAGCGAGUUGGCCUUUACUUAAAUUUCUUUUUAUUUGCUCGAAUUGUAAAUGGAGUAUGUUGAGGACAGCAGCGCUUGAUGCGUUAAGUAAUAUCGCUUGUGAAAUUGAUCUUAUGGCGGAGGAAUCAUCUUCUACCAAUCAUUUGUUGCUAAAAACGGUUUCAUGCUGUCUUCAUUCUGACGAUAAGUUUCGAGUAAUUCGAGCCCUCGAAAUUCUCUCCGGAUUGUGCAAUAAUGAGCGUAAUGAAUCUCUUAUCUGUGAAUUUCUCGAUCAUCGUAUUUUAUCCAAAAUAUUUACCGUGAUUUCCGUCAAGGAUAUCAUGAUGUGUGUUUAUACUCUGGAAUCUCUAUAUCAGAUCUCCGAAUUGGGAGCAACCGCUUGCUACCAAUUAUCUCGUUUUCCUCAUGCAAUUGAUACAUUGGUGUCUUUAGCAACAGUUGAAGCAGUUUCUUUUGGUCCAUCCGGAUUGAUAGGAAUGAAAGUGGUUGAAUUUCAUGGCCCAUCACAGCUUGCCCCUCCACCUCCACAAAAUAUAUCAAUAUCUCAAAAUCAGACAGUCAGGCCAGGUUCCUUCACAACACCUACGCAUUCCACGAGUUAUUCGUCCAGGUUGAUAACUCCACGCGGCACUUCCAAUACAUCAACACCAAUAAUUGGAGAUUCUAAGGUUGAGCAAUUGACUGCAAAGUGGAUUCGAAUGAAUUGUAUUUUUGAAAUGGGCAGUGUGGUGCCUCGUGGAGAAUUAUAUGCAAGCUAUGUUGAUGACCUUCGGCACCGUUAUGGCGCUCUUUCGGGCUCUGUUCAAACUUUUACAAAUAUCAUGAGAGCGGUGUAUCCAAAUGUCAUACUUCGAGUUCAGUCCUCAUCUGGUAGUAAUAUGCCAUUUUUUGAAAAUAUAAAGAUGUGUCGAUUGAAUCCGAAUAUGAGUAGCCAUGAAAAUCUUGUUGCCUCUACAAACACAGAUUCUCAUACAUCUUUGGUAGCGAAUCAUCCGCUUGUGCAGAAAAUGCUCACAGAUAACGCGAAUGCUCCAGCAAUUUUAAAUGGCCAUACUACAGUUACCGUAGUUGCUGCUGCUCCAACCGUUGACAAGAAAUCAAUGAAAGAAACAGCUAACAAUAAUACAUCAACAGUUUUACCGGCGUCAUAUCUUUCGGAGAACACAAUACGUCCUAGUUCCUCUCAUAUAGCAAAUGCACAACCUUCAACCAGCUUGUCACUUGGCCAACAGGUACAUAACCAAGUACAAUCCAAAAGUGCUAUUGCAAGGCGUAUGAAUGGAGUAUGUGAUAGUCGAGCUAUAAAUAGUGAAAAUGUGAAACCGGUGGUAAAUAUUGUAAAGGCGAGUGCUGAUACUCAGGUAGUACAUCCCACGACAUCUACAGUGAGGAGCACUCGUGAUGAUGAUUGUGAUUCACUGAAAUCUUGUUCAUCUACACCUUGUUCUCCAGUCUCUGUGAAGCGGCGUCGGGUAUCAGCCUGUUCCAACAGCAGACCAACUACAUCUUCAGCUGACAGUGACGAUUAUUUGUGUGAAUGGAACGGAUGUGGGAAGCACUUUUCAUCCGCAUCUUUUGUUCUUUAUCACUGUACCAAGGAACAUGUUGGCGAAGAUCAUAACAUACAGUGUCACUGGCCACGAUGUGAUUCAACAGUGCGCGCCAAAUGGUCUAUGGUGACGCAUUUACAAGAUCACCAUUGCAAUGAAGUUGCUCUGAAAGCUGCUGCCAAAAGACGAAAAGAAGGCCACGGUUUACCUUUAGGGCCAGUUAAUCCGGAAAGACCACGAGAAAUUGUGCAACAUCCGGGAUAUUCAAAGAAUGCAGCUGUUGAAGCAAUCCGGCGGCAUGCCUUUAAUUAUCUUCCCCGUGAUAUCACGGAUGAUCCUGAAGGACCCGUGACAAAAAGUAUUCGUUUGACCAGCUGUCUUAUCCUUAGAAAUUUGGCGCGUUAUUCAAGCGAUGGGAGACGACUUCUUCGCCGGCACGAACGUCUGCUUAGCUGGUUAUCAUUGUCGCGUGUGGAAAGUAGCUCAGCAUUAGCACAACUUCUUGCUGAACUGUAUUCUCAGCCGUCUUCGUCUUCCCCUCACUAUUCAUCCUCAUCCUCAUCACCUCAUCGUACUUAUGUGCCAACUGCAUUAAAUGCUGUAACAGUUGCAAAAGCCUUAUGA